Messenger RNA from Plutella xylostella (diamondback moth), 1551 nucleotides. Its product is annotated as sucrose-6-phosphate hydrolase. Gene Ontology annotation, biological process: carbohydrate metabolic process. NCBI's taxonomy places the organism in Eukaryota, Metazoa, Arthropoda, Insecta, Lepidoptera, Plutellidae. The record is from RefSeq and is a predicted model, not a curated record. Gene Ontology annotation, molecular function: beta-fructofuranosidase activity. Gene Ontology annotation, cellular component: cytoplasm.
AUUAACGCAAAGUACGGUCGUGAGCUAAAAUUUAUUUAACCAAUAAAAAAUGGCGGGGACAAUUAAUAAAUUAAUUGCUCUCUUAGCAUUAUCUUACUAUCAAUGUCAGUGUCAGUGCAUUGAGGUGAAAGAUGAGUACUACCCUCGAUACCACUUGGCCCCUCCUUAUGGCUGGAUGAACGACCCCAACGGGUUUAGCAAGUUCAGGAAUGAGUACCACCUCUUCUACCAACACAACCCUUACAGCAGCCAGAAGCCCGGCAACGUGCACUGGGGUCACGCCAAGAGCAAGGACCUGGUCCAUUGGGAACAUCUGCCCAUCGCUCUGUUCCCUGAUCAAUGGUACGACAAGAACGGAGUGUUUUCAGGAAGUGCCCUCGUCGACAAUGACACCAUGUACCUGUACUACACCAGCAACCUGGACCACCCGGGGCAGACUCCCGACCACGAGCAGCAUCAGGCGCUAGCCACCUCCACAGAUGGUCUAAAUUUCAAGAAAUACGAACAGAACCCUAUUAUAGCUGGAGCUGAUUUACAGCCAAAUAUUCGGGAUCCUAAGGUUUGGGAGCACAACAACAAAUUUUAUAUGGUUCUCGGACAUUCCAUUAACGGAACUGACGGUGAGGCACUUUUGUUCACGUCGGACGAUAAGAUACAAUGGACGCAGGCGUCCACGCUGCUGCAGUCCAACGGCUCGUUGGGCUUCAUGUUCGAGUGUCCCGAUUUCUUUGAAUUGAACGGAAAGUUCGUUCUACUGUUCUCUCCUCAAGGAAUCAAGGCAGAGGGUGAUAAAUACAACAAUUUGUAUCAAACAGGGUAUGUAGUCGGAGAUUUUGACUAUGCUACUAACGAGUUUACUCCUCUGACCGAAUUCAAGGAGUUGGACCACGGCCACGAUUUUUAUGCUACACAAACUAUUGAUGAUCAUGGCAAGAGGAUAAUGGUUGCGUGGAUGGACAUGUGGGACAACGUGUACCCCGAGCGAGCUGACGGGUUCGCGGGCCUCAUGACCGUGCCGCGGGUGCUGACUCUCGAUAGACAGCUCAACAUCGUCCAGAAGCCGAUCAGACAACACGCCCACAGGCACCACGCUCUCCACCAACCAGGGCCUCCCCACGCUGACGCUGCUCUGGAGCUUCCUGACAAGACUGCAGAAAUAAGUAUUCGCGCCCAAAAAGACAGUGCGGUUGAUGUCGUGAUUGCCCAGAAAGAUGCUACUGAUGAAGAUUACACGAGUGUGAGGAUUCACUACGAUCCUGUCAACGGAACGGUGACGCUCGACCGCCAGGGCGCCGACAGCGUCCGCCGCACCCAGUGGAGGCCUGAAGGGAGGUACCUCACCUGGAAGAUACUAGUGGAUGCCAGUUCUGUUGAGCUGUUCUGCGGAUCAGGAGAGGUGACGUUCUCGAGCAGGUUCUUCCCGCGGGGCAAGGUCACCGUGUCCACUGAAACGUCCAUUCGACGUCAUUCUUCAGUUAGAAUCUCUCCUGUACAGCGCACAGUGCCCGAACCUAACUCCCAGCAGCAAUGCUCCGCCUAUUAGGAAACUAU